This is a messenger RNA of Rhodamnia argentea, 2680 nucleotides long. RefSeq names its product U-box domain-containing protein 52-like. The record is from RefSeq and is a predicted model, not a curated record. Gene Ontology annotation, molecular function: ATP binding; protein kinase activity. Bases 98 to 2512 code for a protein of 804 amino acids. The transcript is spliced from 9 exons. Gene Ontology annotation, biological process: protein phosphorylation. NCBI's taxonomy places the organism in Eukaryota, Viridiplantae, Streptophyta, Magnoliopsida, Myrtales, Myrtaceae.
GAAAGAGAGAGAGAGAGAGAGAGGCGUUGAACAAUCCCGCUCUCUACCCUCCGUCUUCUUCUUCUUCGUUCUCGUUCUCGUUCUGUGGAACUCGUGCAUGGCGCGCUCUCACUCGCGAGUGUCGGCGGCGGCGGAAGAGGAGGCGGACAGCUGCGGCAGCACGAUCGUGACGGCGAUCGCGAUCGACAGAGACAAGAACAGCCAAUCCGCCGUCAAAUGGGCGGUGGAUAAUCUGCUCAAGAACAAGAGCUCCCACUGUGUUCUCCUUCACGUCAGGACCCACGGCGUUUAUUCAGGUGACGCGGACAUGGUGCCCAGCGGAGGCCGGAUGCCAACUGAAGCUGAGCUGCAGCAGUUUUUCCUUCCCUACCGUGGAUUCUGCGCACGAAGAGGGAUUACAGCAAAGGAAAUUAUCAUCCCCGACAUCGAUGUUCCCAGCGCACUGCUUGAUUACAUAGCUAAUAACUCCAUCAGCAAUGUUGUGGUCGGUGCUUCCAGUCGCAAUGCGCUUACAAGAAAAUUCAAAACUGCGGAUGUGCCGUCGAGCUUGGUGAAAUCUGCGCCACCAACCUGUUCUGUCUAUGUUAUAUGCAAGGAUAAACUUCAAACUGUUAGAGCGGCAACGAGGCAUCUCAUGUUAUCUUCUACAACGACUUGUAUGAAAGAUACACCGAAGAAGGGUCAUCCAAAGACUCCGGACUCUUUUGAUAUCAACAGGAGUACAUAUAGUGUUGACAGUUUGAGAAGUCAGAGCUCGGAUAGCACAUGCUCCGAGAAAAGUACUGAUGUUCGGCUGACGAACCUUGACAGCUGGAAGGAAAAUCGGUUACCCAUGGUGCGGACAUUGGAAGCUUACAUUACGGAGAGUUUUUCUGCUCAAAGUUCUUCGUCAGAUGCCACCAAUUUCUCAGGACAAUUAAGUUACCGUUCAUCUUCUGAUAAUGUACAAGGAUCCGCAGUGCCAGAGAAUUCCAUGGGCUCCUUCUCCUCACAUGCCUCUCGCGGCCUGGAAGCAGAAAUCGAAAAGCUAAAACUUGAGUUUAAGCAGUCCUUAUCUACUUACAACCUGGCAUGCAAAGAAGUGUCUGCUGCAGAACAGAAGGCUAAGGAGCUUCAGCGAAUGAAGACUGCAGAAGUUAUAAACUUCAUGGAACCGAAGCUUCGUAAGGAGGUUGCUUGGACUUCCCCAGCAGUUGGGAAGAAGGAGACAUCAGUGGCAAAGGGAAUGACACAGAUUAGAGAACGGCAACCGUCGUUGGAGGCCAACAAGGGACACAACGCAGAAGAUGCAACAAAUGUCAUGUCAGGAAAGAGGAAGAAAGCAGUAAAUGCUUUGGCCCAGAAGAAUGUUUGGUACAGAAAGUACACGAUCGAACAGAUUGAAGAGGCCACUGAUUACUUCUCGAAAUCUCUUAAGAUUGGUGAAGGAGGAUACGGACCUGUUUUUAAAGCCUGCCUUGAUCGCACUCCUGUGGCCAUCAAGGUCUUGAGACCCGAUGUUUCCCAAGGACUGCAACAAUUCCAGCAGGAGGUUGAGGUACUCAGCUGCAUGAGACAUCCAAACAUGGUCCUCCUUGUGGGUGCAUGCCCUCAGUACGGAUGCCUCGUGUACGAAUACAUGGACAAUGGUAGCUUGGAAGACCGAAUCUUCUGCAAGAACAACACUCCUCCGAUUCCUUGGAGAAGCCGUUUCAAGAUAGCAGCCGAAAUUGCGACAGGUCUUCUUUUCCUGCACCAGACAAAACCAGAACCCUUAGUGCACCGUGAUAUCAAGCCCUCGAAUAUCCUCUUGGAUUGCCACUAUGUGAGCAAAAUCAGUGACGUGGGUCUAGCGCGGCUAGUGCCGCCAUCGGUAGCCAAUAGAGUGACUGAGUACCAUAUGACGGCAGCAGCCGGGACAUUCUGUUAUAUCGACCCGGAGUAUCAACAAACAGGAAUGCUCGGCGUAAAAUCAGACGUGUACUCUUUCGGCGUGAUGCUGCUGCAGAUUAUUACAGCGAAGCCUCCGAUGGGGCUGGCCAUGCAAGUCGAAGAUGCUAUUGAGCGAGGAACGUUUCCACAGGUGCUCGAUCCAGCCAUAAACGAUUGGCCAGUGGAAGAAGCCCUAGCAUUUGCAAAGAUGGCCUUAAGAUGCUGUGAGCUGAGGAGAAGGGAUAGGCCAGAUCUUGGUUCGGAGGUACUACCGGAGCUGAACCGGCUGAAGAACUUUGGGUUGGAUGACCAAGCUCCUAUCGAGAAGACUCUGUUGCAUAACCCACAUCUGUAUAGCUCGGUGCCUGAGGUGGAAUCGCAAGGCCCUCAGAUCAAUGUGAGAGGAAGGUGGGGGCGCUUUAAGUCGAAGGCUGAGGCGUGGAGUCCGAAGGAUAGCUUCAGGAAAUCGAGGCCUCUCCCGCCUAGCAGAAAGCAAGCGGACAACAACCCAGGGAAGAUGCCGGUCGUCGAAGGCUGCUGGUCAUUCGUGAACUGUUCCACACCCACUCCUCGGGUGAAGAGAUUCAUGUCGUUCUCGUAAUAACGGUUGUCGAACCGAUUCGAACUGCACAGAAGUUCCUAGUAUCUAACUACUCAAAAGUUAUGUAGAUCACUAGCCAUGAGUUUUUACCGUGAGAGUCCUGUAAGCUAAGAGCCUCAGAGCCUUCUUGAAUGUCAACUUGAAACGAACCCAUCCCAUCUUGAGGUA